AUGAUCGGGAUCCUUCAUGGCGUGUAUGGGGGCAAGUUCUCCGUUCAGCUCAACGCGCGGGAUCGCGGUGGCAGCGUCGUCGAGAAUCUUCUGGAGGAGAUACUUCUUGGUGGCAAGACUCCGACACAUGUCAUGCGCAAGGCCAUGGAGACUGCAAAGGACUUCGACCACUUCGAGCUCUUCCUGCUCUCGGAGCACUUGGCGAACCCUGCCUACUUUGUCGUCGCCGGCGCGCAGCAUGGUCAGGGUGGCAUCCUCACCCGCUCUCGCCACGGCGGCCAUGCCUGGCGCCUUGGGGAACCGCAGGCCAUGGACCCGCACGGCCUCAACCCGCAGCCGGACUGGUUCCGCCUGCAAACCAACUACGACCCUUGGACAGCCGUCCCGGCCUACGACAACCGACGCCAGCCUGGCGUGGCCAACGCGGCUGAUUUCUGCAGCAAAGGUGUGGACGAGGACUGCGUGACCAAGGUCAUGACCGCGUGGCCCACCAAGAACCACCACACGGACAUCACGUCGGUGAUGUGCCCACGCACAGGCUUCAUGA
Molecule: messenger RNA, 547 nt
Organism: Symbiodinium necroappetens
Lineage: Eukaryota; Dinophyceae; Suessiales; Symbiodiniaceae
Source: the annotation of a GenBank genome assembly